Molecule: messenger RNA, 2396 nt
Organism: Toxoplasma gondii ME49
Lineage: Eukaryota; Apicomplexa; Conoidasida; Eucoccidiorida; Sarcocystidae
Exons: 3
Coding region: 974-1369 (131 amino acids)
Source: RefSeq, a predicted model, not a curated record
AAAUUCGGAAUGAGGUUUCCAGUCAAGAUCACACGACAGUUUACUUGUACGCAAGCAUAUAAAAGAUGCAUUGACGCAGGAAUCCGGAUAGGUGCGCCACGCUGCAGCAGUCAGGCAACCUCAGUCUGUGUGUGUCCGUUUCGCGGACCUAGAUGACGAGUCCAGUCGAGAGCGAAGGACGCAAAUGAUCAUACACAUAUGGACUAAACCUUUCUGGAAUUCAGUCUGUCGUGGGGGUAAAAUCCCAGCAUCUAAAGGAGAUCCUUCCGCACGACGACUAGGUAACUUCGCUAGCAAGACGACUCAAACACUUCUGCUUUGCCCCGUCUGCUGACUCAGCUUAGUACAUUAGUCUUUGAGGCAAUUUUCGUCAAAAAAAGACUCUCCGACUCUCUGCGGUUCUGUGUUCGCCGGUCCGGUCAAUGACCGGAGGCAAACAGGAGCGCGUCUAUGCCGUUCGUGAGACUCACCAGCGGUUCUCCAGAAAACCAGACAGUGCCAACUCCCACACAUGAGAGGUUGCACUGAGAUGCAGCGACCUUCCUGCCAUUUGAGAGGGAAGCAACUUAAUUCUUUAAACAAGUGCACAAUCUCCCAGAGCUGCAUGAGCUCUAAGGUCAGAACGGGAAACGCAGUCCGUAGAAGCUCGAAUCAGACAGACUGCUCAGCUCACACUUCCAGCCGGUGCCUUUACGCAUAUUUGUUUUUAAACGUAAUAUGCGGUUUUGCGUUGAGGAAAAGGUUGUUCGCGGCUUUCCAGGCUCUCUUACCAUAAAGUGUGAGGUCCGCCGUGCCUAUGUAGCGCCUGUCUCCCGUGCAUGCAGGGAAACGUUUACAUGCAGGCGACUUCUUGGCUUUGCGUCGUUUUGACGGAAGACUGCAGGAUGUUUUCCUUCCACCAUAGCCCGUUUUUCUCGUUGAUUGACGCGUGCGUUCUCCUCGUUUAGCGUCGAUUCUCACGCUGUUUCUGCUGAUGCUUCGUCGCCCGUUGUUUUAUGGUGCCCGGCGUCGGUGUUUGAAAGAAAGGCAACACUUUUCAGGGUUUGUUUUCCGUUGCUCGGCGAUUUUGCGUCGGAAAAUUUCCAGAAGUCCUGUCUGUCGAUCCAUAUCUGCGUUUCUUGUUGCGGCUUCCGCUGCCUGUCCCGCUUCACCCCACCUUCCGCUCGACAGAGCGCAGCGACUGCCUCGCCACCAUGAGAGUUCCUGGAUUUCCUUCCCUCACUUUCCGAGCAGACUCGUUACUCGUUCAGUGCUGCAUCGCCGCAUGCGUCUGGUAUGGACCUCAAGAUGCAGCGGCCGUUGGGCUCAUGUACUGGCUGGGACGUCAGCACGGCAAGAAAGUGACGCCUCCUCACAAGCUCGCUUCUGACGGCCAGACAGCCCUCCAGGACUUCCUUAGACGCAAGAACCUUACUAGCCAGCAGGUCACAGUGGACUGGAAAGGCGCCAACGGCUACGUGAAUCUCCGAAGCUGAGGAGAGUGCAGAUCAGAGAUUCCGUGGCAGACCCUGUUGAGAAAGGCAUUCCACACAACGAUACGCCAUCCGCAAUUGUAGCUGCAAAUGGUGUCCAGAACUGCGCUGAAAUGCAAAAAAAAUUAUCGUACGAGUGGUGCGACACUUCCGGAACUGAGGAUGAAGACGCUGCGGCAGUUCCACUCCACUCGACCGCAACAUCGGAAGAAGUAACCACCGACGGAUGCCUGUUUUUGCUGUUGUAGCGGCACACUACAUCCGUGUUCUGAUCGGGAUGAAGUCAGAUGUUAGGUCUUACGGUCGGCUGGUCCAUUGUGGUUUCUCCCCAGAAUCGUUGACCUUUGUGAAAUCCAGUGGAAUGAGUGCGUACCUUAGCGUGAAUGUCGCCAAGACAAAACUGUGGCAACUUUCAUCGAUUUCCCGAGUAAUCUGCUGCCUUGGGAUUCGGUGACUGACGAAACAAACGCGUGGCACUAACAUGCUACGCAGAAGUCAGGGGAGUCGUUGACAGUUGUGAAUGAGAACCCAGAAACUCGCUCCUCAUAAUACAUCGUUUCGCUUGCGUGUUCUAUUCAUUUAAUCUCGGUCGUUUCAGUACAGAACUGGGGUGCGGGAGACAGAGUGAAAAAUCUGUACAAACGUUUGCUCUCAAGCACACCACGGCACCGUUGGGUGGUUUUCCGCUGCUGGUGGGGAAGAGACCUCAAAAAUCCCGUCCUUCUGGAGAUACGGAUGAACGCAGAAGGAAAAUGUGGCACCCAGCAGCACACUGAAUGAGUGGCCGCGGCUUCGCUUCGAUAAAUACGAACCGGAUACCGACCGGUCUGUUUGUACUUUGCUCCUCGUUACCCAAUGUACGAACUCAUCGGACGGUUGCGGUCGGACGAGUGGGAAAGCGGUAAACAUAAAACCACUGCCGGA